Molecule: messenger RNA, 1945 nt
Organism: Capsicum annuum
Lineage: Eukaryota; Viridiplantae; Streptophyta; Magnoliopsida; Solanales; Solanaceae
Product: blue-light photoreceptor PHR2
Exons: 4
Coding region: 368-1762 (464 amino acids)
Biological process (GO): photoreactive repair
Molecular function (GO): FAD binding; DNA binding
Source: RefSeq, a predicted model, not a curated record
CAUACCUUUGCGGAAUAAUAUAUACUAUUUUUAAGAUCGUGAGAUUCAAAGAUAAAAUAAAUUAUAUUUUUCAAAUUUGGGAUAAGUCAAAACCAAAUUGAAACCAAGUGAGGUAUUACCAUAAAUUGAAUUAAUCACUCUACCAACCUCUAAAAAAGACCCACACACCUAACACAAACAAAUCGACAGACUUGGGCAUGGCAAAAAAAACCUCAUCAUACUAAACACACCAAAAACACCGCACCAGCUUUAAACAAAUACCAACAAAUUCUUUGGAGGUCAUCAACCCUUCACCUAUCUUUUCAUCUCCACCUCUUGUUCUUCUUCCUCCUCUUUCCCUCUCCAUUUCUCACUCAAAACCUUAAAAAUGGAUCCCAACAACCAAUCGUCAAACAACAACCUAGAAAACCAAACAUCUAACGAAGAACAACAAAAUACAACCCCCAUACCCCAACAACAACAACAACAACAAACUUUACCCAUAGCCUCAAUUUCCCUUGCAUUAUCCACAAUUUUGCCUACCCAUUUCCUUAAUCCCCCCAAAAUCUCCACCGUUUUCAACUCCAACAAACCCAACAAAGUCAAAAUCCCAACUCAACUCUCCUCUCUUUCCACUCUCUCUCUCUCAUCAUCUCUCCCUCCUCCUCCUACAAAACCCAAGUCAACAAUCUCUGCUAACCCUCUUCAAGAUUCCCUCACUUUAAACCCUCUCCGCCCUUCGGAGCCUUCCAAUGCUGCUGGUUUACGACGUGCAUCCAUCGUUUGGUUCCGCAACGAUCUUCGUGUCCAUGAUAACGAGUGUCUCAACGCAGCUCACAAUGAAUCAAUGUCUGUUCUGCCCGUUUACUGUUUUGACCCGAGAGAUUACGGCAAGUCUUCAUCUGGGUUUGAUAAAACGGGUCCAUAUCGAGCUACGUUCUUGAUUGAAUCGGUUAAGGACUUGAGGAAGAAUUUACAAGCGAGAGGGUCUGACCUUGUUGUGAGAAUUGGGAAACCGGAGACGGUGUUGGUUGAAUUGGCGAAAGCUGUUGGUGCGGAAGCGGUGUAUGCUCAUAGAGAAGUUUCGUAUGAUGAGGUUAAAGGGGAAGAUAAGAUUGAUGCUGUGAUGAAGGAUGAGGGACUGGAUGUGAAGUUCUUUUGGGGUAGUACGUUGUAUCAUUUAGAUGAUUUGCCUUUUAAGUUGGAGGAAAUGCCGACGAAUUACGGAGGGUUUAGGGAGAAAGUGCAAGGGUUGGAAGUAAGGAAGACAAUUGAGGCACUGGAUCAGUUGAGGGGAUUUCCUGCUAGAGGUGAUGUGGAGCCUGGGGAGAUUCCUUCUUUGGUUGAUUUGGGGCUCAAUCCUAGUGCCACAAUGGGUCAGAAUGGAAAACAAGCUGCUAAUGCUUCCCUCGUGGGAGGAGAGAAUGAAGCACUGCAGAGACUUAGAAAAUUUGCAGCAGAAUGUCAGGCCCAACCCAAUAAGGAAAACAAGGAUGGUACAACAGACAGUAUAUAUGGUGCAAACUUUUCUUGCAAAAUAUCGCCUUGGCUGGCUAUGGGAUGUCUCUCACCCCGUUCCAUGUUUGAUGAAUUGAAAAAGUCUACAUCAAGAACGAUUUCUGCUGCCUCUGGCAAGAAAGAUAGUGGUAGUGGCAUGGGGCUCAACUGGCUGAUGUAUGAGCUGUUAUGGAGGGAUUUUUUCAGAUUCAUCACCAAGAAAUACAGUGCUGCGAAACAAACUAAUGCUGCUCCAGUAACCGCUUGUGUGGGAGCUGCUGCUUAACAAUGUGGUAUAUUCGAAAAGGAGAAUGAGGUUUCUUUUUUUCAUCUUGAUUUUUUUUCUCCAGAAGCUUAGCCGUUGAAUGUUAGAGUUGGACUGUCAUUAGAUUGAAGCAUUCAUCAAUGUUACAUUUUAUAUUAGACAAUUAAGUGUUGGAUAUAAAAGAAUUUGUCGCCAUUUCUAGCA